CUCCUCCCUCCAUCCAUCCCAAAGCUGUCAUCCCUCCCGAGUGUUCUCGGCUCAAUCCUCUGAACGCCCGGAUGAGAGUCGAAGCCCAGUACCAGGCGACAUUGGCGGCGUUGGCAACAUGGUGGCGUGAGAGAGGCUCCGAGUGAAGCGGGCAAACAGACAUCACGCACCCGAGACAGAAGCAGAGCAGAGCAGGGCGGGGGAGGCGACCGACCCGACCCGACAGGCCGGCCGGCCAACCGACCGCUGGAAUCCGUGACAUUUUUCCACCGGAACCUCUAUAGGGGGAACGAACAUACGGACGGCGAGAGAGUCGAGACUCGGCGCUGAAUACUUCUCGCUUCGAGGCGUUUGAUCCAUUCGGUGAGGGAAGGUGCGGCGGCGGCGGCGGCGGCGGACAGACUGUGUCUCACAUGAAAGCAUGGAAGGCUCUCUGCACCCACCAUCACUAGUCUCCUCCAAUCUUUGGACUCGCCUCCAAAAGCUUCGUUAACAGCUGAGCGCGGAAAAGGAGCGGCGGGACCGCCGGCCGGGUCGCCUUUGGCUUUCUCAGCGUACGUCAGCUUUUCUUCGAAUCGAAUCUGGUGGACGGACGGGCGUAUCAAAAUGGAUCUGGAUUCCUAUCUGUGGAUGGUCAUUUUCGGCUUCAUCAUCGCCUUCAUUUUGGCCUUUUCGGUGGGCGCCAACGACGUGGCCAACUCGUUCGGCACGGCCGUGGGCUCCGGCGUGGUCACGCUGAAGCAGGCCUGCAUCCUGGCCUCCAUUUUCGAGACGCUGGGCUCCAUGCUGCUGGGGGCCAAAGUGGGCGAGACCAUCCGCAAGGGCAUCAUCGACGUCAACCUGUACAACGAAACGGUGCCCGUGCUCAUGGCGGGCGAGGUCAGCGCCAUGGUCGGCUCGGCAGUGUGGCAGCUCAUCGCCUCCUUCCUCAAACUGCCCGUUUCCGGAACCCACUGCAUCGUAGGCGCCACCAUCGGGUUCUCCAUGGUCGCCAUAGGCACCAAGGGCGUCCAGUGGAUGCAGCUGGUGAAGAUUGUGUCAUCGUGGUUCAUCUCCCCCUUGCUGUCUGGACUCAUGUCUGGAGUCCUCUUCCUUCUCAUCAGGAACACCAUUCUCAACAAGGAAGAUCCCGUUCCCAACGGCCUGCGAGCGCUGCCCCUCUUUUAUGCCACCACCAUUGGAAUCAACACCUUCUCCAUCAUGUACACGGGAGCGCCAUUGCUGGGGAUCGAGAUGCUGCCGGUGUGGGCCAUCUUUCUCAUCACCUUGGCAGGAUCGCUGGUCUGCGCGGCUCUCGUUUGGAUCUUCGUGUGUCCCUGGAUGAAGAGGAAAAUAGCAAGUCGUCUAAAGAAAGAGCAGGCUUUGUCCAGGAUCUCUGACGAGAGCCUGGACAAGAUCCCCGAGGAGGAGGAGGAGACCCCCGUCUUUAAGGAGCUGCCCGGGGCCAAGGGCACAGACGAGGCGGUGCUGCCGCUCACCGGCGGCGGCGGCGGCGAGAGGAACGCGCGCACCUCCAACAGCGAACUCACCAACCUGACCAACGGAGGCGCCGUGGUGCCAAAUAGCCGAGUUUACGGCCGCACGCACUCCAUGACCAACGGCUGCCUGAAGUCGCCCGUCUCCAACGGCAGCUUUAGCUUCGACGGCCACAUGCGCAGUGACGGCCAAGUGUACCACACGGUGCACAACGACUCGGGUCUGUAUAAAGACCUGCUGCACAAAAUCCACCUGGGCCGAGCGGACGACAACGAGCGCCCCGGCGGUGCCGCCGCCGCUCCCGACAACAACUACCGCCUAUUGCGGCGCAACAACAGCUACACCUGCUACACGGCGGCCAUCUGCGGCAUGCCCGUGCAGCCGCUCAUGCGCACCGAGUCGCGCGACGACAGCGAGAAGCUGGUCGGGGAGGGCCGCAGCAACAGCGUGUCCUACUCCAAGAAGCGCAUCCGCUACGACAGCUACUCGUCGUACUGCAACGCCGUGGCCGAGGCGGAGAUCGAGGCGGAAGAGGGCGGCGUGGAGAUGAAGCUGGCUACCGAGCUCAAGGGGGCCGAGGAAGAAGGGGGCUCGGCCCCCGUGCCCCUGGACGACCUGGAGGAUCACGAGGAGAAGGAGAAGUCGGAGGUCUUUCUACUUUUCCAUUUCCUGCAGAUUCUCACCGCCUGUUUUGGCUCUUUCGCCCACGGAGGCAACGAUGUCAGUAAUGCCAUCGGACCGCUGGUGGCGCUGUGGAUGAUCUACGACCAGGGUGGUGUCAUGCAGGACGCCGCCACCCCCAUCUGGUUGCUGUUCUACGGCGGCGUGGGCAUCUGCGCCGGCCUGUGGGUGUGGGGCCGCCGGGUCAUCCAAACCAUGGGGAAGGACCUGACUCCCAUCACGCCCUCCAGCGGAUUUUGCAUUGAAGUAAUGAGUGCACUAACAGUGCUUGUUGCAUCAAAUGUGGGCAUCCCAAUAAGCUCCACCCACUGCAAGGUGGGCUCGGUGGUGGCCGUGGGCUGGAUCCGCUCCAGGAAGGCAGUGGACUGGCGCCUCUUCAGGAAUAUCUUCCUGGCGUGGUUCGUCACCGUUCCCGUGGCCGGCCUGUUCAGCGCCGCCGUCAUGGCCGUCUUUGUGUACGGCAUCCUGCCCUACGUGUGAGGGAGAGCGCCGCGGAGGAGGAGGAGGAGGAAGAAGAGGAAGGAUGACAAGCGAGUCCGAGAGGAAAGCCAAAGAGUUGCUGGCUUGCUGGAAGUAAAGGAAGCAGAAGAAAAGGCUGUGAGGAAGGUUGGUUGGUUGGUUGGUUGGUUGGUUGAUUCAAAAUCUACAAUACUGUACAUACAGCUCAAAAAAUGCUGUGCAAGCAAUUAUUACUCCAACUGUACAUAUUAUUCAUAUCAAUAUGCAAGAUUUGGUGUGCUCAACCAACUCAUCUCAUGUUAGCCAAGUGGAAAAUGUGAUGAUGGAGGGCUGAUCAGAAUUUGGGACUUUCUGUGCUUCUUGAUUUUUGAUCAUGAUAGCGUACAAAAAAAAAAACAUGAUUCACUACAGAGUUGAUUUGUGUGUGCGCGUGUCUGUUUGUAUGGAUUUUUAAUGGAUGUACUAUACCGUAAAUCUGUACUGUAAAUACUGACCUUCAGGAGUUUGAGGGUGCGAGUGGGAGGAAGAUCAUGUUUUGUCGUAUUUUUUUGGAAGUGUCAGGAAAUGGCUUAUUCUCGGCACCUUUUCAUCAUAUUCAGAGUAUGUUUCAUCGUCGAUCGGAAACGAGAGACUAUUUGCUCCUUGGUGUAAAAUCAGGGAAGCACAAUAGGUGUCAGUAGAGCAUCGCUCAGACUGUUGCUAACCGCCAAUGGAAUCAAAAGAAGAGGACCUAUUAGCUGCUAGUUAGUUUGAAGGCGGCUGUAUUUGAGAAAGAGAGAAAAAAAAGGUGAUUCUUUCGGGAUUCUUCACCGUGCCAAAGGCAACUAUUUGAAUGGCCAUGACGACUUUUCAAAAGGUGUAAGGUGCAACGAGAAGCCAACACGACACUACAAAAAUGCUCCGAACUGCCUUGUUUUUUGGUUGGGUCUCGCUCGCGCGACAACGAGAUGCCUCAAUGUGUCAUAUCGAAACAAUAGUACAGUGUUAUUAUUCAUCUGAAUAUUAAUAUGCAGAGCUUACUGUAUCUUAUCCUCCAAACCUGCUGUGUGACUCCUAGCAAAAUGUCACCAGUACUGAUCAUCACCAGCUUUUUAACUGGGUCAUGUGACCUGGAGAUGAACAAAAGCAUUGAUCUGAAUUUGUUUGAAUUGAUCUGAACGAAAUCAACUUGCUUGUGGUCUUCGUUUUUUCUUUCUUUUCCUAAGAACAAAUCUAUGCUUUUGUGGUGCCCAUUUGCCUUUCGUAACACCUUUGUUCCUUUCUGCUCAAUCAUUGCGUACUGACUGCGGUGUUUACAUUGUAAACUCCCAACGGGUAUUAGGGCCAGACAUGAAAACAAAGUUCGAUUUUUUUUGUUGUUGUUGUAAUCUAAUACAACAUUGCAUCCAGUAAAGUGUGACUUGUACGACAACUUUCAUCAAAUUGAAAAUGUCCGACUUUACUCUUGUAAACCGUUCGAGCAAACUUGAGUUUCUCUUUUGUCAGUUUGGCCCUAACACUCUUUGUUGGGAUCCAUAUCAUAACUGGAGAAAAAAAAAAAAAAAACGUCAACUUGCCUCACAAUGCCAACAAGCGUUUUCACACAAACCGCAAGUGUCUCGUGAGAGAGAAAAGGAAUGUUAUUUUUGUAGCUGCCGCAGCGCUAGAACGUCCCCACGCCACUUGAACGCUACGACGAAAAGAGUUGAACUCGAGAGCUUUCAUCAAAACGAUAUAUUUUUCUACAAUAUUUUAACUGGGGACAAGCUGGCGAUAGUUUGAAAUGGAACCUCCCGUGCUUGAUGUUGUGGAUGACGACAUACUUUGUAAUUUUGCUUCCCUCCUGAUUGGGGAAAUAGGGCAGGCCCGCCCACCCGUGGCCCUCUUGCUAGCAUUAGCCGUGUAGCCAUUUGGCCAAAAAGGAAACAGGACAGUGGUCACAAUAUUUUACUGGGGGUGGUUACUCAUUUGUGUGUGUGUGUGCGUGUGCAUGCGUGGGGGGUCUGAAAUGACAGCAAUGGCGACACAAGUGUAAAAGUUACGCAAUGUGGGUUAAAGUUGAACUGGACUGUGUGUGUGUGUGUGUGUGUGUGUGUGUGUGUGUGUGAGAGAGUGAGAGAGAGGGACGGGACGGGACGGGACGGGGUGCUCAAAUACAGCAAUAAUGGAACAGAGUGACUUGUCAAAGACGCGUGGUCGGAAUUGGUUAGCAUUUGUAAGAGGACCAUUGUUAGCAACGUGGGCUGAUGUGUAAUGACAUGCAAGUAAUCCCCUCCUCUUUUGUUGCGAACUCCCACCCACCACCAUUUUGCAGUUUGGCAUUUGUUUCAAAAGGGACGCCGCCGCACGUACGCCGCAAGUGACGGUCGACAUCGACCUCUGGUAGCAAGCAGUGUGCGUUGAAUACAACUAAUGGCCGCUAAAGAUAAACGAGCUAAGCAUUGAAUAUUUAUGAUAUUUGCGACGGUACAGCGAACACUCGAAAUGAAACGCACUUGCCUUUGUUUUCAAGAUUUUUUGGACAUACAUCGAUUUAAUUGUUCAUACAACAUUCAUCAUUGUAAAAGGUUCAAAUGUUGUACAGAUCAUGUUCGAAAGGACAUUUGAGUGCAAAAAAUCAUUACAACAGUUCCAAAUGCAAAUUGUUCAGAUUUGGAUCUUUUGGACCAUUGGUCAUUUUUUGCUAAUCAAAUGACAGUGGCUUGCUUCCCUUCCCUUCCCACAUUUUCAAUGGGUUCUAGAUUUUGGGAUAGUUUUCAUGAAAUGUAAUCAUUCAAAUGUAUUUGCUUUGUGUCACCUUAACGUGUUUAUUCACUCGUGAAUCAAUCAAUGCUUGUGGACUUUUCAAGGAUAUUUUCUGUUUCUUUUGUUUUGUUUUUGGUUUUCGUCUACGCCACGGGCCGAGUGUUGAUUGACUACGUCGUAAACUAAUAGCAACUAACUCUCGCAAGGGAUUUCCUUUGCUCGGUACGAAAUAGCGCUCAUGUCAUGUGAUUGUCAGUAGAAGGCGACAUUUCUCCAUUGCGAUCACAUUCAGUUGACCUCGUCGGUCGGGACGGAUUGUGGCAUCGUUUUCGAAACAUCAAUUUGCCUGCACGAAAUUGUCGAUGUUGCCGUGUAGCUCCGCCCCUCCCCUCCCCUCCCCGGUGCGCGUGAGUGGAGCUGCCAAUUUGAGUGUGAUUGACGUGCGUGCAUAAUGUGGUAGAACGUCAUAGUCCCCUGUCCUCCCUCGCCUCGCCUCGGCCGGCCGGCCUGCCUACCUGCCUGCGGGCUUUUCCAGCUCUGUGUCGUCUUUUGAAUGUUUCGCGCUAUUUCCUGUUCGCUCGCCGCGUUGCGUCUAAUGUGUGGAUUUAACAAACAAACAAACAAACAAGCAAACAAACGGGGGGAAAAAACUGUUGCCUGCUUCAACAAAAUCUUACUCUGAUUUGCUUCUGUCGUACUGUAAUGUCUUUAUUUAAGAUUUUAGUGAGGAAAAACAAUGCUUGCAUUUAAACUAAAUUAUGGGAAUUAAAAUUACAAAGAACAGUUACA
Molecule: messenger RNA, 6129 nt
Organism: Syngnathus acus (greater pipefish)
Lineage: Eukaryota; Metazoa; Chordata; Actinopteri; Syngnathiformes; Syngnathidae
Gene: slc20a2
Product: solute carrier family 20 member 2
Exons: 11
Coding region: 607-2637 (676 amino acids)
Biological process (GO): phosphate ion transmembrane transport
Cellular component (GO): membrane
Molecular function (GO): phosphate transmembrane transporter activity
Source: RefSeq, a predicted model, not a curated record